AUGCCUGAUUCACGCGCGGUCACCAUUUUCAUCCCCGAGCAUCUCUUGCGCGGGGUGUUUAUCACAGAGAGCCCUGGCCACUUGCCCGGUCUAUACCGCCUGGCACAGUGGAUUGGUUCGGUUGCGUUCAUAGUCCAUAAGGGCUGGUGCUAUAUCCGCGGAAAAGACGCGGGGCCCUAUAUCUACCACGUUGGCCUGCAACUGCAGGCCACUGUCUUCAAGUGGCCUGAGGACGUCAAGUUCGUCAAGGAUGACAAGGGCGCGCUCCGUCAACGCGAUCUAUCCCCCCUGUCCACAGAGCAACGCUCCACUGCCCGCAUGGAUCUCUACGCGUGGCUGAACCUCAGUGAGGAAGAGGAGAGAAGUAUGUGGGAUUGGCAUUUACUUCCGCACAAGCGCGGCCAUGAAUGA
Molecule: messenger RNA, 411 nt
Organism: Aspergillus calidoustus
Lineage: Eukaryota; Fungi; Ascomycota; Eurotiomycetes; Eurotiales; Aspergillaceae
Source: the annotation of a GenBank genome assembly